CUGCCCCUCCAGACUUUGUUUUCUUGCCAAUAUUCGCAACUCUGGGAUUCCCGCCAUCCUCUGAGGCAGCAGUGGGGUUAAGUCCACUUGCACCUACCGACCAACGGCUGUGCACAGCGCCUUCGCGGCGUCUCCUGAUUGGCGGACACACGGUGGGCGGGAGGAGAGAGGACGCCCCCUCUGCCCAGGGAUGCACUUAAAAGGCUGUGGUGGUGGUGGCUGCCUGCGCGCCCAGAUCACCUCCGCCAUGAGCAGCGCGGCUGGCCCGGACCUAGCGGAGGCACCCGAGGAGCGGUGUUUCCUCAGGAGCUGGGCCGGCCUGUCCUGUGGGUGCUCUUCAUCUGGCCCCACCAUGAGCACAGCCGAGGCAGCUGCCCUGGAGCGGGAGUUGCUGGAAGAUUAUCGCUUCGGGCGGCAGCAGCUGGUGGAGUGGUGCGGCCAUGCUAGUGCCGUGGCUGUGACCAAGGUGUUCCCUUUGCCUGCCCACUCCCGGAAGCAGAGGACGGUGCUAGUCGUGUGCGGCCCGGAGCAGAAUGGGGCAGUGGGGCUGGUCUGUGCCCGGCACCUGCGGGUGUUUGAGUACGAACCAACCAUCUUCUACCCCACACGCUCACUGGACCCGCUGCACCGGGACCUGACUACCCAGUGUGAGAAGAUGGACAUCCCCUUCCUGUCCUAUCUGCCCACGGAGGUCCAGCUCAUCAACAACGCCUACAGACUGGUGGUGGACGCCGUGCUGGGCCCCGGUGUGGAGCCGGGCAAGGUCGGGGGCCCCUGCAUGCGUGCGCUGGCCACGCUCAAGCUACUGUCCAUCCCCCUUGUGAGCCUGGACAUUCCCUCAGGCUGGGACCCAGAGACCGGCGGCGACGCCGAGGACGGGCUACGACCCGACGUGCUCGUAUCGCUGGCGGCGCCCAAGCAAUGCGCCGGCCGCUUCUCCGGGCGCCACCACUUCGUGGCCGGCAGGUUCGUGCCCGACGACGUGCGCCGAAAGUUCGCUCUGCGCCUGCCGGGGUACACGGGCACCGACUGCAUCGCGGCGCUUUGACAGCCACCCGUGCCCACGCGGCUUGGGCCCGCGCCAAUAAACACACGUACC
Molecule: messenger RNA, 1099 nt
Organism: Lagenorhynchus albirostris (white-beaked dolphin)
Lineage: Eukaryota; Metazoa; Chordata; Mammalia; Artiodactyla; Delphinidae
Gene: YJEFN3
Product: YjeF N-terminal domain containing 3
Exons: 7
Coding region: 191-1048 (285 amino acids)
Cellular component (GO): mitochondrion
Molecular function (GO): NAD(P)HX epimerase activity
Source: RefSeq, a predicted model, not a curated record